Carica papaya (papaya) is the source of this 845-nucleotide messenger RNA. The record is from RefSeq and is a predicted model, not a curated record. NCBI's taxonomy places the organism in Eukaryota, Viridiplantae, Streptophyta, Magnoliopsida, Brassicales, Caricaceae.
CGCAGGAUUUCGUACAUAUAAAUUAACAACUUUCUGCCGCCGUCCACAGCCUCUAAAGAGAGUAGAGUAGAGUAGACGAAAUAACGGAAAUGGUUUCCGGAUCAGGGAUCUGCGCGAAGCGGGUAGUGGUGGACGCGAGGCACCACAUGCUUGGCCGGCUGGCAUCGAUCCUUGCUAAGGAGCUUUUGAACGGGCAGAAAGUCGUCGUGGUGAGAUGCGAGGAGAUAUGCAUGUCGGGAGGGCUUGUCCGCCAGAAGAUGAAGUACAUGAGGUUUCUCCGCAAGCGCAUGAACACCAAGCCCUCUCAUGGCCCCAUUCACUUCCGCUCCCCCGCCAAGAUUUUCUGGCGCACCAUCCGCGGGUUUAUGCAGCAUAUUGAGUUUCUAGUUACUAUGGAUGUUAAAGAAGUGUCCAAACAGUUUAGUAAAGACAAGUGUGAUCUCUCUGAUGUUAUGUUAGAUUCAUUUAAUUUAUGCUUGUUGCAUCCACUCUCCCAUAUGCAGGAGCUUGAAAAGAAGAGAAAGGAGAGGUCUCAAAUAGUUUAUGAGAGAAAGAAACAAUUAACCAAACUUAGACUGAAGGCGGAGAAGGUGGCAGAGGAGAAGCUUGGCUCCCAACUGGACGUUCUUGCAGCUGUGAAGUACUGAUAUGUUUUUGCCUUUUUGGUCUAUAGGUUAGCCCAUUUUCCAGUUUUGAGGCUUGUUUUUGUUGAAAGUUGCCAUUUCUGUUCUAGAUUAUACAGCUGAAGACUUAUUUAAAACUUGAUAUCAAGAUUUUAUGUUGAAUGUUUGUGUACGUCUUUUGGAAUUAUGAUUUGAUAUUCCUGAUUGGCAGGCCUUGCAAAA